GCAAAAACACCAUUAAUGGCAUUCAUCGAAACAAACAACAAAAGAGACGAUAUAACUCAACUCUCAAGUCUAACAUCGCCUCCUUUUCUCCUUCUUCCCCUAAAUCCAGGCUGCAUCUUUCACUGUUUAUAUUUCUUCUUCGUUGAUUCAUCAAUCAAUCAUCGUCGUCCUUCCUCAUGUGAAUCUUUGAACCCACAAUACCUUUGUCCAACCCCACCGUCUUCAAAUUUCUUCUUUUGGGGAAUUGUGAAGAAAUCUAAACGGUCUGCAGGGAAGUGGGAAUGAGCUUAAUCACAAUAGUUUCCAAGCCUAACCUAUUCUCCAAACCAAGUGGCUGCUACGUUUUAUAUGCUUGUACCUACCCUAUAUCAAUAUGACUGGAGUUGCUGCAGUAUGCUGUACUGCUUAGAGAUCAUUGAGCCCUUGUUCUGGAAAUAAAGAAAGGAACUUGAUCUAGUGCACCGGAAGAACAAAGAUCCAAAGGAGUAUAUAUAUCAUCUGCAAAAAGAGAGGAGCAGGGCACUUUUAGUUUAUAGUUAUUAGAAAUUUGGGAAGGUUUGGACUCUACAUGGCUCCUGGUGGCAGUGCAUUGAAAGAAGCCCUAGAAUCUAACUCAACAGGCUUGGAUUAUGAGGUUAAGAUGGCAAAGGUUGAGGCUAAUAACAAACCAGCAAAGUCAGGUAGUGGCUCCAUUGGAAAAUUCCACUCUAGCAAUGGUGUAUAUGAGCUCCUUGAAUGUCUGGUUUGUACAAAUCUUAUGUAUCCUCCAAUUUAUCAGUGCCCUAAUGGCCACACAUUGUGUUCAAGCUGCAAACUGAGAGUGCAGAACACAUGCCCUACAUGCCGCUACGAGCUUGGUAACAUAAGAUGCUUGGCUCUUGAGAAGGUCGCGGAAUCAUUGGAAGUUCCAUGCCGGUACCAAAAUUUAGGGUGCCAUGACAUUUUCCCUUACUACAGCAAGCUCAAGCACGAGCAGCAUUGCAGGUUUCGAUCCUACAACUGUCCUUACGCUGGUUCUGAGUGUUCAGUGACGGGUGAUAUUCAAACACUUGUUGACCACCUCAAAGAUGAUCAUAAAGUUGAUAUGCAUGAUGGGUGCACAUUCAACCAUCGUUAUGUGAAGGCAAAUCCGCACGAGGUCGAGAAUGCUACAUGGAUGCUUACGGUCUUCAACUGUUUCGGAAGACAGUUCUGCUUGCACUUUGAGGCGUUUCAGCUCGGGAUGGCACCAGUGUACAUGGCGUUUCUACGGUUCAUGGGAGACGAGAACGAGGCUAAGAAAUUCAGUUACAGCUUGGAAGUUGGAGCUCACAGCCGUAAACUGACAUGGCAAGGGAUACCAAGAAGCAUCCGAGACAGUCACAGGAAAGUCCGUGAUAGUCAAGACGGACUCAUCAUUCCUAGAAACUUGGCUCUGUACUUCUCUGGCAGUGACAAAGAAGAACUCAAGUUGCGAGUCACUGGACGGAUUUGGAAAGAAGAAUAAGCUAAUGAUGAUGAUAACAAUAGUUUUAUGAUGCCAAAGGAAAAUGGGAAAUAAAGAAGAGAAGAAAGAAAUAAGCUCUGAUGAUUUUGAUUGAAUCUAAACGGAUGAGUUGUACAUAACAGCCUUGAGAGAGCUUCUUGGUCAUGUGGUGGGUGGGAGGAGUUGAAAUUCCAAUUUUUGUCUUUUCUUCAACUUUCUUUUUCAAUAACUAUGAGAUGAAAAUUAUCCCAUGAUUGGUUGAAAAAAAUAUUUUACGGUUUGCAAUAUUACAACCUUUGUCUUGUAAUUUUGGUUUUGUUGGAAAUAAAAUAAAGACAGAUCUUUUUGUUCU
This is a messenger RNA of Camelina sativa (false flax), 1817 nucleotides long. The record is from RefSeq and is a predicted model, not a curated record. NCBI's taxonomy places the organism in Eukaryota, Viridiplantae, Streptophyta, Magnoliopsida, Brassicales, Brassicaceae.